Messenger RNA from Acaulospora morrowiae, 334 nucleotides. NCBI's taxonomy places the organism in Eukaryota, Fungi, Glomeromycota, Glomeromycetes, Diversisporales, Acaulosporaceae. The record is from the annotation of a GenBank genome assembly.
CUUGAAGCUGCACAGGCCUCAUGGCAAGUUUGGUGGAUCCUUUAACUAUACGUCUUUGGGAUACGGUGAUCAUUUUAAUAAGGAAAAAGAUUCACUCGACCAUGGGCCCAACCUCAACAAACCAAACCGCAGCACUGAUGCUAAGAACAAAAAUCGACAAAAUCACAAUGCUCAAACUUCGAAUAACAAUAAAAAACAGGUGAAGAGUGAGAAGGAUGGCAAUCGACCUAUACCAGAACAUCGUCGCGCACCCGAUCAUGAAAAUGAGAAAGAUGAGGAUUAUGUUGAAGGAGACUAUUGGAGUGAACCAGUCGGACAAACCAAAAAACCAUAA